UCACAAUUUAGUGUCCUUUGUCUGAACAAAAUCAUCUUAUUAAACAAUUCCUCGGAAUGAAAGGGUCCACUUUUUACAAUCUUAUCUUAUAGUAGCCAAUAGGCAUCGUUUGACUACAGUAUACCUUUCAACGCUAUCCACAUAACUGAUUCCCCCUACUUUGAUGCAAUCGCUAUAGAGAAGGAAAAUGGCUCAUUCACAUAACCCCAAAGUAUACCUUGACAGUAGGACACUGAGAAAGAGUCAUGGCACAUUCCCUGUCUGCAGCGGCAGCAAUGGCGGGGGCGGCGUCUACUACAACAGCAGCACCAACACCCUUCUCCACAACAACCUAUAAGAAGAGUCAUUUUGCAUGUGUUAGUGUGAGGGCAUCCCAUGAAGAUUCAAACGAUGAAAAGAGCCUCAACAGAAGGACAUUGAGCUUGGGGUUGGGUGGUGUAGCUCUUGGGUUGAAUGGUGGUGAGUGGAGUGCAAGAGCAGCAGCUAGAAGGCCUCCACCUUCACCCCAAGAAGAGAAAAAGGACCCAAAUUUGAGUGGGCUUCAGGCUAAAGUAGUAGCUAGCAAAAAGAGGAAGGAAGCCAUGAAGGAGGAAAUGGCCAAGCUUAGGCAGAGAGGAAAGUCAGUUCAAGCAACCCCUGCUCAGGCUCAACCUCAGCCACAGACUGAACCUCAAUCUCAACCUCAACCUCAGGAGCAAUCUCAAUCUCAAGCACUGGAUGAACCUCAACCACCCUCUCAAUCUGAAUAGUCACACCAUUUUUAAAUAUGUUGUUGUCUCUAUUUUUGUAUUUUAAUGGAACAACCAUCUGAGGAUAUUAUUCCUUUUUCGUAUUUUUUUUUUCCUUCAAACAAUGUAUCAUUUCAAUAAAACAAAGGAUCCUUUUACCAGAGGAGAAAUGAGAACCCCCGCCAAAAAAGAAAAUUAUAUCAUUGUAUGGUAUGGAUGUAAAUUCUAACAUGGUUGCUUAAUAGUCAGUUAUUUUGCCCAA
Molecule: messenger RNA, 990 nt
Organism: Cannabis sativa
Lineage: Eukaryota; Viridiplantae; Streptophyta; Magnoliopsida; Rosales; Cannabaceae
Product: RNA polymerase II degradation factor 1
Exons: 2
Coding region: 246-749 (167 amino acids)
Source: RefSeq, a predicted model, not a curated record